AAACUUUUCCUAGUUGACUUUUUGCUCCUCCCUAUUCUCAAAUAGCGUGAAUGGUGGGUCUAUAAAAAGGCGACGGAUGAUGUUUGGGUCUUCAGUUGCAGAUCAAAAGAGCGACGUGAAAGAAAAUGCUUGCCUUUUCAAAGAUUCUGUGCGCAGUGGCAGUGGUGGCGGUUCUAGUGUCGUCGAUUGACGCCACCAAAAAAGGAAGAGGCAGAGGCAGAAGUGGUGGCUAUGGCGGUAGUAGCAUGAUGAGUUCCUACGUUCAGUCAUCCCAAGUCUACGGACAGGUGAUGUGCAUGGUACCGUGCGGAGGAGGUGGUGGCGGGUACAACACGAUGCAAUCGGGUGGUGGUCACGGGGGUGGCUACGGGGGUGGUCAACCAGCUCGUCCGAUGACCGGAAACAGUUACGGGGGCGGUGGGCAUUCUCCUCGUCCCACUUUAGCUAGUUCCGGAUAUGGAAGCUCCCAAGGUGGAUACGGUUCAGCUCCUCGUCCAGCUGCUCCUCGUCCAUCGGGAAAAGGUAAAGGCCAAUCUCGUCCGAUGACUGGAGGAUACGGGGGGCAGGCCGCUGCUUCGUCAACUGGUUACGGAGGUGGCCAUGCCGCUGUAGCUCCAGCUGCUCCUCGUCCAGCCGGUUACGGUGGUCAGUCUGCAGGUCACGCAGCUCGUCCCGCAGCAAGUGGAUAUGGUGGACAAUCUGCUGGGCAUGUAGCUCCCGCUCCUUCUGCAGGCUAUGGUGGACAACAUGCAGCUCCCUCAGCUGGAGGCUAUGGUGGUGUUCCUUCUGCUGGAGGACACGGUAGUCGCCCCGCUCCAGCUCCGGCUUCCGGAGGCUAUGGUGGACAACAUGCAGCUCCUGUUCACGCAGCUCCGGCUUCCGGAGGAUAUGGUGCUGGAGCAUCUGCUCCGGCUUCCGGAGGCUAUGGUGGACAACACGCUGCUCCCUCAGCUCCUUCUCACGCAGCUCCUGUUCACGUAGCUCCUUCUCACGCAGCUCCCGUUCACGUAGCUCCCGCUCAGGCUUCCGGGGGAUAUGGUGCUGGAGCAUCUGCUCCUUCAGCUGGAGGCUAUGGUGGUGUUCCUUCUGCUGGAGGACAGGGUAAUCGCCCCGCUCCGGCUUCCGGAGGCUAUGGUGGACAACAUGCUGCUCCCUCAGCUCCUUCUCACGCAGCUCCCGUUCACGUAGCUCCGGCUCCGUCUUCCGGAGGAUACGGUGCUGGGGCAUCUACUCCUUCCGCUGGAGGCUAUGGUGGACAUGCGGCUCCCGCAGCUCCUGUUCACGCAGCUCCUGUUCACGCAGCUCCUUCUCACGCAGCUCCCGUUCACGUAGCUCCCGCUCCGGCUUCCGGGGGAUAUGGUAGUGGAUCAUCUUCUUCUUCUGGAGGCUAUAGCGGACAUGCGGCUCCCGCAGCUCCUUCUCACGGAGCUCCCAUGGCCGGUGGUCAUGGUGCUAGCCAAGGUGCUUCUUUAGGAGCCAGUUAUGGUCGUUAAGUUAACAGCAGAAGAUCUUCACCAAUACUAUUUAGACCUGUCGACUUGUAUAAAGAGUUAUUCCCAACAAGUGCCUAUUCAGACGUUUAUAAGCCAUCAAUUAAUGUAAAUCAAUCCUGCACAUGAAUACACAUUUUUGAAAAUCUA
This is a messenger RNA of Daphnia pulex (common water flea), 1640 nucleotides long. Its product is annotated as spidroin-2-like. The transcript is spliced from 6 exons. The record is from RefSeq and is a predicted model, not a curated record. Bases 126 to 1493 code for a protein of 455 amino acids. Lineage: Eukaryota; Metazoa; Arthropoda; Branchiopoda; Diplostraca; Daphniidae.